This is a messenger RNA of Eriocheir sinensis (Chinese mitten crab), 4137 nucleotides long. RefSeq names its product integrator complex subunit 2-like. NCBI's taxonomy places the organism in Eukaryota, Metazoa, Arthropoda, Malacostraca, Decapoda, Varunidae. Gene Ontology annotation, biological process: snRNA 3'-end processing. Gene Ontology annotation, cellular component: integrator complex. The transcript has 20 exons. The coding region runs from base 26 to 3892 and encodes 1288 amino acids. The record is from RefSeq and is a predicted model, not a curated record.
AAGCAUCAAAAGCACAUCAAGGCGUAUGAUAGAAGACUCACCUAAGUCAGACAACGUUCAUGGUACACUACAACACUCACUGGGGAAAAAAGGAGCCCAAGUUUUCCUUCCGCCACUCGCCGGCAACCCUCGGCAGCAGCGGCGCGGCGUUCACGCGUUCAGUCUCAAAGCGGACGGGCGAGCGUGUGGUCUGCGGCCCUUGUUCCCCCGCUGUGCCAUGCCCGCCGCCGCGCCCGUGUCCCCGCGGGUGUUCCGGGCCAUCGAGAAGUCGGACAUCCACACCCUAGCAUGCUGCCGCGAGGAGGACAUCCGCGCCGUGCUGCCCUGCCUGGUGCGGAUGUCCCUCAUCGCCCCGCUGGACCACUCCGCGGAGUGCAUCGCCGGCAGGAAGGUCACCCUCAGGAUCCUGUCCGGCAUCGAGGUGGUCAACUCCCUCGUGGCGCUGCUCUCCAUCGACUUCCCGGCCCUCGAGAUGGACGUCAAGAAGGAGCAGCAGCUCAGGCAGAAGCUUGGAGGUGGAAAUCAAAAUGAGAGUGUGUUGGUGCAAAACUUGGCCAAUGGCUUGGCUCUGGAGUUUGAGUGUUCAGACCCCACACGCCGCCUCCGCCUCCUCCUCUCUGAGCUGCUGCUGGUGAUGGCGCAGAUCCGGGAGCCACGUCAAGACUUUUAUCACAAAGCUUCAGAGCUUUUUGACAACCCGUGUUACCUGGAGGAGGUGAGCGAUGUUCUUUGCAUUGCCCUGGCCGAGCUGCCAGCACUACUGCCCCCAGCAGAGGUGGCAGAGGCACUGCUGCACGUCACCAAUGGGCCAGUGCUCAUUGCCCGCAUGGUGGCCAACCAGCCAGACUGCUUCAGAGAAGUUGUGACAGGCCUGGUGAUGAAUGGAGACAAGCAGGACGAAGACAUUCCUGGUGGUCUGGUGAGACUCCAGUCUGUGCGCACACUAUGCCAGAUGAACCCCAGCCAGGCCCUCAACGUGCGGACGCUCUGUGUGGAGCAGUGCCGGAUGCCUGGGCUAGCAAUCUAUCUCACACUGGAUGCUGGCAAGGUGGCCAAUACUGGAGGGUUGGGCGGCAGCAGUGUGUGUGGGGGGAGUGAGGGAGGGGACGUGGUGAGCUACGUGACAGGUCUUCUGCUGUCACCCAACCAGCCACAGCGCUCAUGGUUUGCACAGUUUGUCAAGAGUGGCCAGAGGAGAAAAUACGACCAGCCUCCGUCAGCACUGGUGGCUCUACGCACAGACCUGAGUGAGCGUUUGAGGAACCUGCUGCUCUUCAACAGCAACGACACCCUGCCAGACUCCCAGGUGAUCCACGCCACUGCACUGCUUAGGCUCUACUGUGCCCUCAAGAGUCUGGCAAACCUCAAGUUCAGCGAGGACACAGAGAUCAUGUACCUGCUGCAGCUUGUGACGUGUCGACCUCCCCCGUCUUCCGCGGGUGUGAGGUUUGUCAGCACGGGCCUCUGCAUGCUCAUUGCCUGCCCGUCGCUCAUCUCCUCUCAGGAUAAUGAACGGAGAGCCUCGGAGUGGAUCAAAUGGCUCGUUAAGGAGGAGGCAUAUUUCGCAGGGGCCAGCGGGGUGUCAUCCUCGUUUGGAGCCAUGUUAUUGCUCAUGGCCAUACACUUCCAUGUCCAGCAGCUCAGCGCCAUCAUUGAGUUGGUCAGCGCCGCUCUGGGCAUGAAGGUCAUCACCCGUGCCUCCAGCCUGGGCCGCAUCAAAUAUAUCUUCACCCACGAUGUCUUCACAGAGCAGGUGGUGACGGCACAUGCUGUGAAAGUGCCAGUCACGUCAGGCCUGAAUGCCAACAUCCCAGGCUUUCUCCCAGUCCAUUGUGUGUACCACCAGCUCAAGAGUCGCAUGUUCACCAAGCACAAGGUCCCCAUCAAAGACUGGAUCUACAAUCAGAUCUGUGCCUGCUCCACGCCGCUGCACCCAGUGAUGCCACAGCUGAUUGAUGUGUACGUCAACUCCAUCAUCCUGAGUGCCAGCAAAGGGGGGGUGUCAGACCACUUCAAUGAGCCCAUAUCAGAGGAAGAGAUCAUGGCUGUUUUUUCUCAGUCCAUAUUUACUGAGAAGAGUCCAGGAAGAAGUCAAAAUAUGAAACAUUCUGGGUCAAGAUUUAGGGGAGCAUUCAGAGGCACCCAGCUGAGAAGGUUGCGGGGGAAUGCUGCUGUUGCCCCAAAGAAGCCUAACAAUUCCACCAUCAAGGCCUCUCACUUGCCCUCACAAGCCACCUCAUCUGCCAAUAGUAUUAGUGGCAGCACACCCGUUGCCUCCGUCAUGACCUCACAGCUGCUGCUGCUUUACUACCUGCUGCUGUACGAGGACGUGCGGCUCAGCAACAGUCACCAGCUGCUGUCCUGUGCCCGCAGGAUCCACAUCUACUCCCCUCACCUCUUUGCUCAGCUGCCCAUCAGAUACCUGCUCUCACAUGCACAGAAAGAACAGAGGCUCUAUGCAGGCUUGUAUUCUCCCCUGGUGAAGCUGUUGGUCAGCCACUACCCCCAGCUGUGUCUGGUGGAGGACUGGCUCUACCAGACGCCUUCAGCUAACUCCAGACUUGGCAUUCUUCCACCACCGCUGCCCCUUGACCAUUUCUCAGUAUCUAAAGCUAUUGAGGAUGCUGCCCACAACCCUGGCCAAGUCCUGGUGCUGCUGGAUCGCCUGCUAAGAAUGCCGCCUCACCAACUCUGGCCCCUGGCUAGUCCUCUUGUAGCCUCCAUCAAGUGCCUCCUGCAGCCUGGCAUCCCACGCAAGGUUCUUGACACCUAUAAACAAGUGUGGAUGCGACUCAACUCCCUGUUCCCCCGGCGGUUGUGGGCCAUGACUGUGGAGGGAUUGUUGCCCAUAGAGGUCCACGGAAAGUUUCGGCGAGCACUCUCCGAAGAUGACAUCAUUUUGGAUCCCCUGUAUGUCCUGCGCUGUGAUGAUCAAGUCUACAGGUGUGCUCCUCUGCUGCACCUGGUGAUGUACAUGCUGCAAGUGUACCUGCUGUCUUCACGUACCUUCCUAUCGCAGCAAAUGCAAAAUAAACCUGCAACAGCAAUUGCCCACUGCCUGGGAACCAGUGCCAACGCUGGCACCACCACCUCCCCUCAGACCAUCGAGGAGGAGAGGGAGAAGUUGAGAGGGGCGCUGGUGCUCACCCAGGAGAGUGCUGCAGUACAAAUCUUGCUUGAGGCCUGCUUGAUGAAGGAGCAUGAGAAGGAUGGCGCUGGAGCCCUAAUGCUGCAGGAGGUACGAAGCAUUGUGUGCUCCUACAUCCAUCAGGCCUUCCUCAAGGACACAACAUUGGCCAAGCUGGUGCAUUUCCAGGGUUACCCAGGAGAACUACUUGGGGCUGUGGUGAGGGGUGUUCCAUCAAUGCAUAUUGCCAUUGGCCUCAACUGGAUUCCUGAACUUCUUCAGCUUCCUGAUUUAGAAAAACAGCUGUUUGCCAUUGAACUAACUUCCCACCUUGCUCUGCAAAAUGCCAUGCCUUCCACCCUUAGUAUAUCAAGGCUUGGAAUAAACACCCUGGCCACGUUGCUGUCAGUAUUAAGUAAAAACAAGCGGCUGACAAUCAUCAAGGAGUCUCUGCCCUCGCUGGUGGCCAUUGGACGGGCCUUCCCUGCCCUCACCGACGACCUGCUGCACCUCAUGGUCAUGUACGGCCGUGUGGCGUCAGCACAGUCCAGUCUGCUCUCAGCACCAGCCCCUAAGUCUCUCAUAUUCCAAAAUGGGGACAUGGAGGAACGCGACCUUGAUGGAAUAGAGAAGAUGGACUACGAGGCAGGUCCUCCCGAGGAGAUGGUGCGUGCAGUGCCGCAGGAAGACUCUCUAUACGCUCAGGUCAUCUUCACCUUCAGGAAGCUUGUUAAGGAGAGUACAAUGUCUCACAACCUCUACUAGUGCUGGGUUGUGUGGGAAGGAGGCGGCCAUCAGCUUCCAACAUCAUCUUUUUGUUCAUCAUGGUUUGAUGAGAGUUUGUGUACAAACUCUGUCUGCAUGUGUGUGUGUGUGUGUGUGUGUGUGUGUGAAACCAUCACAUUUCAUCAAUUCUUCAUCAACAUUUUCAUGUGGUUUUGUUCUGUAAGUAAUGUGUGAGAAGAUUUAUAAUUAAAAUAAAAUUACAUAAAAAAAUUUUCAUCAUAGUU